ACUACUAACAUUUUUUAUUAUAUGAUUUAUAUAGUUUUCAAUGUGUAUUAAACUGAAUAUAAGAUAUGCCUGCUACAAGCUUGCAAUAUGGGAAUGUUGACUAUGCGCUUAAAGAAGAAGCACGUUUUAGUUCUUUUUACAAAAAGUUGCUGUCUGCUCAAGAACUUUUAGAAAAUAUUGCAAAUAUUUCAUUAAGAACUCAAUUUCGUGAUAUUAUAGCUGGUAUUGAAGAUGACUUUACACAAGAUUCUGACUUCACAAUUCCAAAAUCUUCUUUAUAUAACACUAUGAGACUUGGUAUUGUUGGUGGUGCUCAGUCACGAAAGUCAUUCUUAAUUCAGAGUUUCUUGUCUAAUAAAUAUUCAAAAGAAGAAUGUUAUGCAAAGCGUUUUAAAAAGACAAUAUUUUUAAAUGAUAUAUCUUAUCUUUUAUUACUCAGAGAUGAAACAGGCCCCCCUGAUCAAAAGUUUUCAGAAUGGUGUGAUGGAGUUGUUCUUGUCUUUAGUUACAAUGAUGAAUUAAGUUUCAAUGUUCUCUCAGGGUAUUAUGCUAAAAUGAUACAGCAAAGAUCUGAUAAACAUUUGCCGUGUUUGUUGGUUGCUAUUCAACCUGAUGAAGAAGAUUUUGAAAGUUGGUUUGUGCCAGAAGUUCGGAUUAAGAAGUUUUUAUCUGAUCACCCAAAGUGUGAUUUUUUUAGUAUAUCUAUGUUAACUGGUGACAGUAUUUCAUCUGCUUUUGAGGCUGCUGUUCUUAAAAUGGCAGCCGUUGACAGUCCAUCAUUGGCUGUGGCAAGCACAUUUAUUUCCUCAUUUAAUGCAUCUCCUGAGCGAGUCAGGUUGGGAUCUAUAAAAAAGAAAAACAUCAGAAAUAUGUUUUCUCUUAAAGCAGAAAAAAAAGAUGAUAUUGUUUUGGAUGAUGUAGGGAGUGGAAGGCACAUUCCAAUUAAGCAGGGUUACAUUUAUAAAAAGAGCCAGGGGGGGUUGAAAGGUAGCAUCAAAGAGUGGAAGAAGAAGUAUGUGGUUAUCACUACUGAACAAAUAUUUUCUUAUUAUCCAUCUAUGAAGGAUUAUAUAGAUGAUAAUGGAGCCAAGUCAAUCAGCCUUAUUCAUUCUUCUGUUAAAACUCAUGGGAAAAAAAAUGUUCGAGAAAAAACUGGAAACCAAAAAGUAUUAGAAAAACAUCCACCAACUUCUCAACUUACUGCAAAUAAUUGUGCGAAAUCAUCAAUGCCUAUUGAGUUUGAUCUUAUUGAUAGUAAAGACUAUGAAGAUCCUGAUGAUCAUGAAAUUGAUGGAUCUCCCACAAUUCAUACAUCUGUUCUAAUUGAGAGAUCAAAAAGUGAUGGAAGAGACUAUACAUCCUCAAGUAUGAGAAGCUCUCAGAAUUUUGAUGUAUUUCCAACAAAACGUAAAAAUCGUAAGCCUGCAAACCGGCAUAAGUCUUGCGAAAUUGACUAUAAAAGUGAAUUAAAUGAAUCAGAAAAUAGUUCAACAGUUUCACCACGCAAAAUAUCUACUACUAGAAAAAAAAACCAGACAAGUGUAUUUAAAGAACAUUUAGUUGAUGGAAAGUUCGGAGUUGAGCCAGAAGGAGAUGGGUGUGGUUUUUCACUUAUUAACUUUGAUGGAAAAAUAUGGGAAUUUGAAUGUAAUUCAACAGAGGAGAGAGACAGUUGGGUUCAUCAUAUUGAAAAUGAAAUUCUUAAUGCUUUUCAAGAUCAAACAUUUCAGAGCGAAAGAUCACAGAGUGCCAUCGAGGAAUUUGAAGUCAUGCAAAAGCGGCUAACUUCUGUUGUUGGAAAUAAUUUUUGUGCUGACUGCAGUGCUCCAGAUCCUGUUUGGGCAUCAAUGAAUUUAGGCAUUCUAAUUUGCAUAGAAUGUUCAGGUGUUCAUAGAAAUCUAGGCUCCCAUCUAUCUCGUGUUCGCUCUCUUUAUUUAGAUGAAUGGCAGAAUGAAACGCUUUCCAUAAUGCUGCUACUAGGUAAUACUUAUGCUAAUAGCAUAUGGCAAAACAGAUUGCAAGGAAAACCAAUUACUCAUCAAUCAACUCGAGAUGAAAGAGAAAAAUGGAUUACCGGAAAAUACGAAAGAAAAGAAAUGAUUAAGCCAUUGUCAAUUGAUGAAAAUAUGCUAACUGAGGUAUUGAUAGGUUUUGUACAUAAAAAAAUGUUUCUCGAUUCCUACUUUAUGCUGGUACAUAGCACUAAGAAUCAAGUAAACAAACUUUGCAAAGUAGAAGGCUACUCUCACAAAGUAGCACCACUGCAUCUAUCUUGCGCUAACUCUGAUAUUGCACUUACGCAACUUCUUUUAUGGUAUGGUGCUAAUCCGAGGAUUUUAGAUGAGCUUGGGUAUAAUCCUUUAUUUUAUGCUCGCAAAUCAGAUGGCAAAAUGUGUAUCGAUUUGUUACUUCAAUAUGGAUGUUCUUAUGAUACCACGCGGUAAUAAUAAUGUCAUAAAAAUACAUUUUCCUAAAAAGUUGCACUUUUUAAAACCCCAAAUAAACACACAAAAAUCAUUUUUUGAAAGAAAGAUGUUCGUAUAAUACUGUGAUGCAAUUAUUCUUUGCUUUGAAUGUUUUCAAGUUUAUGGAUGAAAGUUUAUUUUAUUUAUCUGGUGUACCAUAGAGAAAAAUAUAUUAUACGGUUUUAAA
Messenger RNA from Hydra vulgaris (swiftwater hydra), 2652 nucleotides. RefSeq names its product centaurin-gamma-1A. Gene Ontology annotation, molecular function: GTPase activity; GTP binding; GTPase activator activity. Lineage: Eukaryota; Metazoa; Cnidaria; Hydrozoa; Anthoathecata; Hydridae. Gene Ontology annotation, biological process: activation of GTPase activity. The record is from RefSeq and is a predicted model, not a curated record.